Durusdinium trenchii is the source of this 655-nucleotide messenger RNA. Lineage: Eukaryota; Dinophyceae; Suessiales; Symbiodiniaceae. The record is from the annotation of a GenBank genome assembly.
CCGGGUUUGCUCCCUCGCCUCUUUUUCUCCCGUCGUACAAAAAGCAAGUGCGCACCAUGGCAUUUCUUCGGCGGCUGCCGAUGACAGCAGCCCGGAACCUGUGUGCGACCAAUCGAGCAGUCAGUGGAAGUGGAGGCAUGCCUGGAGGGCUGAGCCACAUUGAGGGUGAGCUGGUGGGUUUUGAGAACGGCGACAUCCUGAAGCCUCGGGUGAAGCUUCAAAGUGGGCAGCUGGUGACCGCGGUGUGCGACGCCCACGUGGUGUUGCGCUUCCGUCAGCGGGUGCCCUUGGAGGAGCUGCCCGCUGGUGGCUAUCGUUUGGCACAGGAGCCGAUGGUUCCAGAGAAGAUGAACCAACUGCGCUUUAGCCCUGAACGUUAUGACCAGAUCACCCGAGGCUCUUCCUCGACCUCGCCGACAAAAUCCGUCGCCGCGAGCGAGCGAAGGACCCAACAACGUGGGUGCCUACGCUUGGGUCUCCCGGAAGCUGCGUGCAGCCAAAAACCAACGGCCAAGUAAUUUGCCGAAGUAAUUCGUGAAAGAGGUCCUGGAGACAGCUAGAGCUCUUCAGGUCCUGAAAGGAUCAUGGUGAAGCCAUGGUUUGGAAGUUUCACCUCAGCUUGGAUGUGGGUCUUUCGAACGACUGGCAUUUGAAC